AUGCGAAAUCGGGAUGUCGGGUACUAUCACUCGGACCCGUACUCGAUGGCCCGACUCUGGGUCUGGAAAAGCGACAAGGACGACUUCAACCUACUCGAACGGGUAGGCGAGGAGAGCCGCAGGAGACAGGGCUUACCCAAGGACCAGCGCCCGCCCGAGCACUGUACCGAUGAUCCACGGGCCUUUUUCAAGCCUCCGCCCAACGACGUCGUUGCAAAGCAGCAGGCAGAGGUGCGGGCAGCGUGGCUGGUCCACAAGGAGCGGAUUCGGGCACAGAUGGAGGCUCAACUAGCCGAGAUGCUUCAGUCGCUCACGGAUGAGGAGAACUCUGAACUCCAGAGGCUUGUGCAAAAGGAGCGGGAGACGGUUGCAAAGGAGGAUGGAGAAGCCGUCAAGAAGGAGGCUGCAGAAGAGGAGGAGCAUCGACAACGCAUGGCAGAGUUCGAUCGCCAGGGUGCCGAAAGGGGAGUGAAGCGGAGGCAAAAGAGAUUGGCCAAGACUAUGAGGGCAGAGAAGAGAAAACGGCUGGGCAUAGAAGACGAUGAAGACGACGAAGAAAACGAUGAGAGGGAUAGCGACGACGACGAAUAAGAUGACCAAGGUGCCUAGUUGAGCC
This is a messenger RNA of Pyricularia oryzae 70-15, 616 nucleotides long. RefSeq lists its product as uncharacterized. The coding region runs from base 1 to 591 and encodes 196 amino acids. The transcript has a single exon. The record is from RefSeq and is a predicted model, not a curated record. Lineage: Eukaryota; Fungi; Ascomycota; Sordariomycetes; Magnaporthales; Pyriculariaceae.